Molecule: messenger RNA, 2785 nt
Organism: Pseudophryne corroboree (corroboree frog)
Lineage: Eukaryota; Metazoa; Chordata; Amphibia; Anura; Myobatrachidae
Product: oocyte zinc finger protein XlCOF22-like
Exons: 6
Coding region: 263-2368 (701 amino acids)
Biological process (GO): regulation of transcription by RNA polymerase II
Molecular function (GO): RNA polymerase II cis-regulatory region sequence-specific DNA binding; DNA-binding transcription factor activity, RNA polymerase II-specific
Source: RefSeq, a predicted model, not a curated record
CUUACUUCCGAAAAUGCGUUCCACAUGCAGGAAGUGAGUUUUCAUCGACUGCUGCAGCCUCCCAGUGUCCGUGGAGAUCAGGGUUACACAGUAAUGAAGAAGAUCUCUGGUGAGUGUGAGAUACCCAGCAGCCAUCAUCGUGUGUCAGGCGGACUAAGCAGGACCCACAGCCCCAUCACAGAUCCUGGAACUCACCAACAAGAUCAUUCAGCUGCUGACAGGAGAGGAGGGGGAGUAUAUAGAGGAACACAGGGGUCUGUACAUGGACGUGAUGAUGGAGAAUCACCGGCCCCUCACAUCACUGGAUGGGCCCAGUAACAGAGAUACCCCAGAGAGAUGUCCCCGUCCUCUGUAUUCCCAGGAUUGUACAGAGGAGAAUCACAGGACCGCACAGGACGAUCAGGUAGAACGUCUGUCUGAUAUUAAAUCAGAAGACAUAGAAGGAGGAGAAGUGACUGAUAUAAAGAAAGAAGAUAUAGAGGGAGAAGAAGAGGUGUAUGUGACUGAUAUAAAGGCAGAAGAUAUAGAGGGAGAAGAAGAGACGUAUGUGACUGAUAUAAAGGCAGAAGAUAUAGAGGAAGAAGAAGAGACGUAUGUGACUGAUAUAAAGGCAGAAGAUAUAGAGGGAGAAGAAGAGACGUAUGUGACUGGUAUAAAGGUAGAAGAUAUAGAGGAAGAAGAAGAGACGUAUGUGACUGAUAUAAAGGCAGAAGAUAUAGAGGGAGAAGAAGAGACGUAUGUGACUGAUAUAAAGGCAGAAGAUACAGAGGGAGAAGAAGAGACGUAUGUGACUGAUAUGAAGGCAGAAGAUAUAGAGGGAGAAGAAGAGACAUAUGUGACUGAUAUAAAGGCAGAAGAUAUAGAGGGAGAAGAAGAGACGUAUGUGACUGAUAUAAUGGCAGAAGAUAAUGAGGGAGAAGAAGAGACGUAUGUGACUGAUAUAAAGGCAGAAGAGACAUAUGUGACUGAUAUAAAGGCAGAAGAUAUAGAGGGAGAAGAAGAGACGUAUGUGAGGGGUGAUCAGCAGUGUAAGGAGGAGGAAAUCCCUACAGAUAUCAGCACAGCAGAUGGACACACAAGCAGGAAUAUCUCAGAAGGACAUCUAAUGUUAUCCCCAGAUUGUGACAUAAAAGAUAAUGACAGUAUACAGGAUUCUCCAGGAGAUAACCCCAUUACCCCAAUUAUACAUCCAGCUCUAUCAGCUGAUCCCCCUGAUCCUGGAAAAUGUUCUCCUGAUCACUCUGAUAUUGGUGCAUCUGUUACAGCUCUGAGAGUAAAUACAGAGUUUCCGUGUUCUAUAGAUGCCAAAUAUGUUACACAGAACACAAAGAUUAUUACCCAUCAUCCAGCUAAGGCAGGUGAGAGGCCACUGAUAUGUUCUGAGUGUGGGAAAUGUUUUACAGACAAAUCAGGUCUUAUUACACAUCAGAGAAAUCACACAGGUGUGAAGCCAUUUUCAUGUUCUGAGUGUGGGAAAUGUUUUGCAUAUAAAUCAGGUCUUAUUACACAUCAGAGAAAUCACACAGGUGUGAAGCCAUUUUCAUGUUCUGAGUGUGGGAAAUGUUUUGCAUUCAAAUCAGAUCUUCUUAGACAUCAGAGAAGUCACACAGGUGAGAAGCCAUUUUCUUGCUCUGAGUGCGGGAAAUGUUUUGCCCGGAAAUCACAACUUGUUACACAUCAGCGAAGUCACACAGGUGAGAAUCCAUUUUCAUGUUCUGAGUGUGGGAAAUGUUUUACAUGCAACUCAUAUCUUGUUAUACAUAAGAGAAGUCACACAGGUGAGAGGCCAUUUCCAUGUUCUGAGUGUGAGAAAGGUUUUGCACGGAAAUCACAUCUUCUUACACAUCAGAGAAGUCACACAGGUGAGAAUCCAUUUUCUUGCUCUGAGUGUGGUAAAUGUUUUGUAAGUAAUUCACAUCUUGUUAUACAUCAGAGAGGUCACACAGGUGAGAAGCCAUUUUCUUGCUCUGAGUGUGCGAAAUGUUUUGCACGGAAACCAGAUCUUACUACACAUCAGCGAACUCACACAGGUGAGAAGCCAUUUCCAUGUUCUGAGUGUGGGAAAUGUUUUGCACUCAAAUCAGAUCUUAUUAAACAUGAGAGAAGUCACACAGGUGAGAAGCCAUUUUCUUGCUUUGAGUGUGGGAAAUGUUUUACACAGAAAUCACAACUUGUUAGACAUCAGCGAAGUCACACAGGUGAGAAACCAUUUCUAUGUUCUGAGUGUGGGAAAUGUUUUGCACACAAAUCAGUUCUUAUUAAACAUGAGAGAAGCCACACAAGUGAGAACUCAUUUCCAUGUUCUGAAUGUGGGAAAUGUUUUCCAUACAAAUCAUCUCUUGUUAUACAUGAAAAGUCACACAUGUGACUUCUCUCAUGUCUUGCUCUGAGUGGGGAAAAUGUAUUACACACAAAUCACAUCUUGUUACACAUCAGCGAAGUCACACAGGUGAGAAGCCAUUUCCAUGUUGUUAGUGUGGGAAAUGUUUUACACAGAAAUCACAUCUUGUUACACAUGAGAGAAGUUACACACAUGAGAGGCCAUUUCCAUACUCUGAGAAAUAAAUCAGCUCUUGUUGCACACAAUAGACAUCACUCAGGUGAGAAACCAUUUUAAUCUUCUGGAGUAUACUUAUCACUGCCAUGCGUUGUUCUUCAAGGUUCUUAUCCUAUCUCCUAUGCAUUUUGCAAUAUACAUGCUACCGCAGGGUGAAACAGACUAAAAAGGAAUUUUCAGGCGCAAAUAUGAAUAUAUAAAAAUGACUAUGGGGUAAAUUUACUAAGG